CUUCCCGUCGCCGUCCCCUCCCAGGAAGGAGCCGGAGUCGGCGGCGCCGCGGGCCCGGCAUGGAGUAGGGCGGCCCGGGGCCGGCGGCGCCGCGCGGCAUGGAGCUGGGCCCGGGGCCCUGCGCGCUGCCCGCCGGGGCCGGCGCCGGGAGCGGUUCGGGCGGCCCGUGCGCCGAGAUGCUGCAGGUGGCCGAGGAGGCCUUCCGCGGCGGCAACUUCGAGCUGGCGGCCGAGAUCUACGGCUCGGAGCUGGCCGAGCUGCCGCAGCCCGAGCGGGGCCUGUGCCUCCGGCGCGCCGACGCGCUGGCGCGGGCCGGCCGCAUGGCCGAGGCGCUGGACGCCUACGGCGCGGCGGCGCGGCUGGCGCGGCUGCGGCCCGAGGAGCUGCGGGAGCUGGCCGAGAGCUUGGCGCUCAGCAUCCGCGACAAGGAGCUGCGCCUGCCGCUCCCGCCGCUCGGCUCCUCGGGCGGCGGAGCCGAGGGCGAGGCGCUGGGCGACCCGGCCUGCUGCCGUCCGCCGGAGCUCUUCGCCUGCCCGCUGUGCCGGCGGCUGCUGUGCGAGCCCGUCACCCUGCACUGCGGGCACACCCACUGCCGCCGCUGCGCCGAGCCCGGGGACUGCGGCCGCUGCCACCGGGCGCGCCGCCCCGCCGAGCCCUCCGCCGCCCAGCCUCAGCCGCCCGCCGCCCGGCCGCGGGUCAACGUGGUGCUGGGCAACCUGCUGCAGAAGUGGUUCGGCGCCGAGAGCCGGGCGCGGCGGCUGCGCGCCGAGGGGGACGAGCUGCGGGAGCGGCAGGAGCUGCCGGCCGCGCUGGAGAAGUACGACCAGGCGCUGGAGAUGGCUUCUUGCAAGUGUUCACUGAUAGCACAGCGAGCAGAGCUCUGUACUUCAAUGAAAAACUACCAGCAAGCUCUCCAUGAUGCAGACAUCCUCUGCCGAAGCAAACCCCACUGGCCUGCGGGUCAUUAUGUGAAAGCAAAAGCUCUUUCUGGAUUGGAAAGGACUGAGGAAGCAUUGAAGGAGUUUCUCUAUUGUGUUGCCUUAAAUCCUGAAUGGAGCUCAAUGAAGAAAGAAGCCCAGAAGAUAAUGUGUGAGAUGUUUUUCCCAGCCUUUGAAAAUGUUCAUGAUAGUCUAACAGCACCUUUCUCUAGUCGAACAUCCCAUACAAGAUUGAAACCUGCAUUUUUAAGUAGCAUAAACACACAGUCAGCUGCUGAAGAUAGUUCUGUCGCUGGGUCCUCAAAGGAUACUAUGUUCAGGUUAACAAAAAACCCGUCCCAAGAACCUGAUGUAUUCAGAAGCACUGAUUCUCCCGCUUCCCAUAAUGUACUGGAUCGCUAUUUUGAAGACAGCAAGAAGUCUUUGGGAGCUAUUCUCUCCAGUUUACCUGGGGCUGGCUUAAAAAGAAAGCUAUCCAGUGAUAUGAGAGAUAUACAAAGCUUGGAUGUCCCCAAUAAGAUCCCUAAGAAAGAUGCAGAUGUUUUACCUGAAAACGCUGUCGUCACUUCAAGUGAGAUACCAACAACUCUUGUUGAUGCGUCUGACUUCGAGUGUUCCCUCUGCAUGAGGUUGUUCUAUGAACCUGUUACCACUCCCUGUGGACACACCUUUUGCCUCAAAUGCCUUGAGCGUUGCCUUGACCAUAAUCCACAUUGCCCACUCUGCAAAGAAAAGCUGUCAGAAUUCUUGGCGAGCAGAACUUACAAAAAGACCGUCCUUACAGAAGAACUGAUAGUCCGUUACUUGCCAGAGGAAUUAUCUGAAAGGAAGAAAGUCUAUGAGGAAGAAAUGAAGGAAUUGUCAAAUUUGAAUAAAGAUGUUCCCAUCUUCGUAUGCACCAUGGCCUUCCCUACCAUCCCUUGCCCACUUCAUGUUUUUGAACCUCGUUAUCGCCUGAUGAUAAGAAGAUGCAUGGAGACUGGUACCAAACAGUUUGGCAUGUGCUUAGCUGAUGAAUUGAAAGGAUUUGCAGAUCAUGGCUGUAUAUUAGAGAUCAGGGACGUAAAGUUUUUUCCUGAUGGACGCUCAGUUGUUGAUACAGUUGGUGUCCGUCGUUUUAGGGUCUUAAGCCAUGGCCAGCGAGAUGGAUAUAACACAGCAAACAUCGAAUAUCUUGAAGAUAAAAAGGUUGAAGGACCAGAGUAUGAAGAGCUUGUUCGCCUUCAUGAUUCAGUUUAUGAUCAAGCUGUUGCCUGGUUUACUUCUCUUAAAGACAAUAUGAAGGUGCAAAUUCUCAAUCAUUUUGGGUCCAUGCCAGGAAAAGAACCAGAGCCACAGAGCAACCCCAGUGGUCCUGCCUGGUACUGGUGGCUCUUGGCAGUGCUGCCUCUGGAGAACAGAGCUCAGCUGGCUAUAUUGGCUAUGACCUCCCUUAAAGAUCGUCUUAUUGCCAUCAGACGUGUCUUGAUAUUUGUGACUCGCAAAAGACCUAGAUAACAUGAUCUUCAGUUGUGAAUGCGCACUGAAAGCAUCUCAUGACUGGUUGAUGCGGGAGGUGAGAGGGGAGGGGUUGUUGGUUGUUUUUUUAAAGAUUCUUUCAAAAAUGAACAGCCCUUUCUGACCGUGUCCAGCAUCCAUCGAUUGCAUCGGUUUGUUAUCCUGGGUAUUCACCAAACCUUACACUCUUCUCCUGUUGUCCCGAUGAAAUCUGAGCCUCUACAAAGCUGUGCUACAGUUAGAACGUAGUUGAUAGAUGUGGAUAAAUUGCUUCAAAAUAUUAUGAUAGAGUUAAUGUUUCUAGCCUGCAAGAGAGUUAAGUACUAGAGUAGCACCGCUGGCCUACGUGUGAUUUGGAUUUCCGCUUAGUAGGAAAAGGAAACUGGACAGUGGAUUAAAGAAGUGUUUCCUGGACUUUCUUGAAGAUAGUGAACAGAAGAGGAGCUGCGCUUCCCGGCCAAAGUAUACAUGAAGACUAUAACGAGCAGUAUGCUCUGUUAGUGAACUGGUAGACAGUCCAUCAUACACCCACGUCUCUCUUUUUCAGGAAAUAGAAGUCUGUGAGGAAAAAAAAAACACCUAAGCAGUUUGUGGUCAAGGCAUCUGAGGGUGUUCAUCUGAAAGAAUAAUAGCUACUGAAUAAAUACACUAUUUAGUAGCCUUAGGUAAUCCCUUGUGUUGUGAUAUAUGUGUUGUAGCAGAUUGAGUAUGUACAAAAUGCUUGGAAGGGUGUACUUUGGAUUAUUUGAAAAGAAAAAUCAAAGUAGACCUAGCUGGUCUUAUCACUAAAUUCAGAUCAUACCAGCUCUCUAAACUCUGAUGAACGCUGCUGUGAAAUAACGAUUUCACUCCAAGUACUAGGAAGGCAGACUGCAGUUUUUUCUGAACGUGUGUUCAGCAAGUGGGACUGGCAAGAAUAGAACACCAUUUCCCAUUUACCUGCAGUGUCAUGCCAACCUCAUGGUACGUUGGAAUGAUCUCUGUUGAACGUGUUUCAAACCGAAAGUAUUGUAGCUUAGUACCCGUUGCUGUAUGUGUUGGAAAUCAGUCCAUGAUAACACCAUGAACAGAGGCACGAACCGAACACUAUAAAGGCAAGUCUCAAUGCAAGCUCAAGUCAGGUGUUAACCUUCAUUUGUGUUAUUGAUUUUUAUAGACUGUUUUGUUAAUAUCUAACUUUGAUAGCUCUAAAAUUGAUUGCUUCUCAGUCAAAUGAUCAACAUAUGCUUGAUUGCCAAUGAAAUAACUAACAGUGUUACCAAUUCAAUUGGCAUAAUUUCCUGUAAGCAUUUCCUAGAAUUGAUAAUACCAACAGGAAAAAAGUUGACUUGAAUCCUAACGUGCUGCAAGUAUAGCAAGACCGAUUUAAAGACUUACUCAUGUGCAGAACUCUGGUAAGAUGAAAUGGCUGUUUACCUAAAUGGUCAAAGUGCCUGGUUUCUUUUUUAGUUCUUUUUCCUUACUUGUCAAUGAAGAUGUAUUUAAACCUUUUUUGUUUCAAUUUGCACACGAGUUCUGGAAGAAGACUGCAGUGAACUGCAGUAAUUAACAUAUAUUACCUGCUCUCUUUGGGUAUUGUAGUAAUAACCUGUGUGGUCUGGGAAACAAAAGUACUGAGUUUUUUUUCCUUUCAGCAAAUGGCUACCACAAAUGGUUUCUGUAACAUACCCUGAAUGUACUGUAACUGCCUCUACCUUGAACACGCCUUUUCUAUUUAAAUAAUUUGUAAGUAUAUUCUCUGAAUUGUGAAGUGACAACCAAUGAUGUAAUAACCUCUACAGUAGCCUUCUACAAAUUCUGCUACCAUCACCAAAAUACUAAAAAUUCGAGUUGAAUGCAUUUCCUCCAGAAUUUGAAGAUGCCGAAGAAAAAAGCAUUGAAAUAUAAAGUAUAAUUUCCAGAGAAUUGUUCUGUGUAUUGGAGAGGAAAUGCCAGAAGUCAGUAGGUCUUCAGCCCACUGUCAGCUCAGCUACCGAAGGGUGGUUUUGCAAACUAAUUCUUAGACCGGAAGAUGGACUGUGUUUGAUCUUGCAAUCCUUUCUGUUCAACUUCCUGCUCUUCCCAUCCCUUUCCAUGCUGUGUAUUUCUCCUAGAUUCGGUCAUCUCGCUCCUUCUGUGUGUGGCCUAGUUUUGAGUAUUAGUAGUUUGGCUGCAAGGGACGCUGAUGGUAUUGUGUAUUGCUGGUCCCCGAUCUUCCAUGUGCUUAAUUUUGCUUUUAGGAGUGUGUUUAAGAAAAAAAGAAAAAAAUCAAGGUGCUAGUUAGUGUCUUUUUGGCUUUGCCUCAGUAUCUAAUGUGAAUAUUCUUCAUUGCAAAAGUGAUUUUUCAAGAUAUCUACUGUCGAGGUACUUCUAACAGGAAACUCUGCAGAACAAAAGAGGUUGUUUUCCGCUGUUCUGUAAUGUGUAAAGAGACAUUUUACAUGGAAAGUGACAUUAUUGUGUUCAUGAAGGCCUGCAUAAUUAAUGAAACGAUCGUUAUCAACGAGAAAGCUGAAUUGUAGGGGGAUUUUUUUUUUUAGUCAAGGUUUUUGAGUACAUCAGUAACAGCAUGUUUUGGAUAACUGAUACAACUUUGGAAUUGUCUGUGUAUGGAUGCAGAUAAUCAUAUUAGCAGCCCAAAGCUGACAUUUCUUCCAAAACACUGAAUGCUGAUCAAAUAGCAAAGCUUUAAGAAAACAAAAAAGUCACCACUACCCUUUGGUACCUGCUUCCUACGGGUGAGUACCAGUGUCAUUGUUACCAAAUUAUCUCUGCCAUAUAGUCUCUACAGCAUCCAGUAGUACCUCAUUGGAACAGCUAGCUAUCUCAUUCCUCUCUAGGCUGGAGGAAGUGUCUGCGUUACAGCCGUUCUGCGCUUUUGUGUAACUCGUCACCAAGGUACCUAUGGAAGCACGGAGCUGAGCUCCUGGAAAAAAUAGACAGGAUUUGUUGCCUUUCUAGCUCAUUACACUUUUCUUGCUUGCUGUCCAAGCAAGGAUGCUGGGGUAUAUGAUGAGUCUUUUCACUGUGGUGAAUGUGGCCCUUCUUUAUACAUCAUAAAGAGGCCAACAACAAAAAAAAAUCCCUCUACCUCUACACCUGUUGUUCACCUGUAAAGCUUCAAGCUACAAAAUAAUAUAUAUUUUAACCUUUUUUUGUCUUUUAGAAGCAUACUAAUUGUUUGCCACCGAGGCCUUUUAUCUACUGUAUUUUAAUAUGUUAAUUUGAUAGUCAUCGAGAUCUCUUUGUACUUCUAACCUGUAGAUCUUGUCAUGUUUCUUACUGCUCCUUUUUCCUUGUUCUCCAGUCCACUUUUAAAUUGAUAAUAGAAACCUGUACAUUCUCUAUUCCUAUUACAUUUUACACUAGUGGAACUGGUAUUUUGGUAGCGCCUUAAUUUUGCAGUUGUGAAAUGAUUGUAUCAACUCUUAUCUGGGGCUUCUGACCAGAUUUCAAGGAGUAUGUUUAAUGUAGAUAAACUUGAAACCAUUUUUUUACUGUUUUAAAGCUAGUUACGAAGUGGAGUGUGUACAUAUGUAUAAAUAUAAAUUAUUAAUCUGCACCUUUUUGUAUCUAGUAAAUACCGGAGAAGUUCAUGUUCUAACCACAUUUGACACUUCUUGUUGCAUAAGCAAAGCCAAAACUUUUUUUAAAAAUUGCAAUGUUCAUUUCAUGUAUAUUUGCAAUAUUCAUGGGAAAUGUAUUUAAUUUAUGUGAUAUUUGGAAUAAAACAGAAUGAAUUUAUAA
Messenger RNA from Gallus gallus (chicken), 6161 nucleotides. RefSeq names its product LON peptidase N-terminal domain and ring finger 2 (gene LONRF2). The transcript is spliced from 12 exons. Bases 99 to 2435 code for a protein of 778 amino acids. The record is from RefSeq and is marked validated. Gene Ontology annotation, molecular function: protein binding. NCBI's taxonomy places the organism in Eukaryota, Metazoa, Chordata, Aves, Galliformes, Phasianidae.